UUGUUUUGCUGCCAUUGCUUUAAAAGCAAGCAUCAUGGCAAAACAAAAAAACAUUGAGGAGUCGUCAUGGGCAGCAAACAACAAAAAACACAGGAAUGCUGCCCGUGUUGUAGAUUCUGCCCGCACUGCUGUUAAGAAAUUGGAAAUGCUGGGCUACAAGCCAUUGUUGUUUAUUUCGAAAGAAAAAAAAAAAAGGAUUCAACGCAGAGCUAAUAACAACAAUUGGUCCAUUUGGAGAGGGACCACAGCAAAAAAUUAUAGAUAAAAUGGCCAGCCUGUACGAAGUUUUUAUUAAAAAUUUCCAGAGGUUUCAGAAUUUGGCUGCAACAGACCCUGAUGUCUGCCAAAACCUACCAUCAUCCGUUUCUCCUCCAGCUUCUAUUCCUCCAUCAUCUUUCUCAAGCCUUCCUCCUCCACCAUCUUUCCCAAACCUUUCUCCUCCACAAACUUCCUCCAGCUUUCCUCCUUCAUCUGCUGUUCCUCCACCAUCUUUCCCAAACCUUUCUCCUCCACAGUCUUCUUUCAGCUUUCCUCCUUCAUCUGAUGUUUCUCCACCAUCUUUCCCAAAUCUUCCUCCUCCACAAUCUUCUUCCAGCUUUCCUCCUUCAUCUGCUUCUCCACCUUUAUCUUCCAACCUUAUUCCUCCAACUAAUUCCUCAAGCUUCAGUCCUCCUACCUCCUCUUACAUCACCCCUCUUCCACCUGCCUCUUCUUACAAAACACUUCCUGCUCCACCGCCUACUUCCCUCACUACUACACCUACUUCCUCUCUAUCAAGUCCUGCAGUCCAGUGCAUGACUACAGAUUCCGGUGAUUCAGAUUUAUUCUCCAGAGAAAGUAUCAUAAAAGGGGACAAACAAAAGAAGUGGAUCUACAAACAAGCAGAAUGCCAAGUACAUUCCAACCAGAAAACCUUUCCAUAUGACAGGAUUGUGAAAAGGAGGAUGUCCAAAGAAGGUGUUGAAGAGGCCAAAGUCAGAUGGAAGCCGUGUUCUGCAUGUGGGAUGAAAUGGAAAGACUCCUGGGAGCCAUUAAAUCACUUUUUGUAAAAUACAGUGGGUUAUAAAAAACUGCUGUUGU
Molecule: messenger RNA, 1080 nt
Organism: Danio rerio (zebrafish)
Lineage: Eukaryota; Metazoa; Chordata; Actinopteri; Cypriniformes; Danionidae
Source: RefSeq, a predicted model, not a curated record